AUGGACUUCGACGGCGACGAACACGGUUUCGGUUCCGGUUCCGGCUAUGGCUUUCCCCCGUCAAUGGUCUCUCUAACCCCAUUUUCCCACUCGGCCUCACCCGCUCCACGCCGGCUCUCGAGCUGCUUCACGCCGCCCAAUGAGCCGGUCAGAGCCAAAAGGCAACUGGCUUGGGUCUCCCUCCAGGGCCGUCUCGUCGGAGCCGAUGAAGCCAGCUCAUCCAAGACGAUCGAUCCGGGAGGCACCCUCGGCGCGAAGGAGGCGGCGGCCUGGGAGCUGUUCACGCCGAUGCAGCGGGUUCUGACGGUGGCUGUUGCUGCGGCGGCGGCUGGGAACUCUGAGAAGAAUAAGCAGAUUUCUAAGCUGCAAAGAUCCGUCGAACUUAGGGACCAAGUACUCUUAAACAUGCAGCAAAAGCUAGAUAAUUUAUGCGAGCAGGUAAAAAAUUCCAAGGAUCUGUCUGGAGUUCCAAAAGAAGGCAAUGCCUUGGUAACGAAAAGGGCAGACUGUGCUUGUAAGGUGUGCAGACAUGAUAACGCAAAAGAUGGUUCAUUUUUCAGUACCCCAACGAAAGAACUAACUGGGGAUGAGAUGCUCGAGUUUGAGUUGAAGCCAGAUGAACGGCGCAUGUCUGAUUUGUCAGAUUGGGCACCUAGCGUCACUUCAUCUCUUGAUAUGCAGCUGGAUAGUUUGGUAUUUGACAACGAUAUCAGUAGCCUGAGAAAGGAAUGUGAAGAGAAGGAUAUCACGAUCAAGGAACUGUCUACCUAUAUCAGGUCAUCCGAAGUUUUAGGCUCGAAGAGGAUUGCAGAACUGGAAGACAUCAUACGCAGGAAGAAUAUGAUCAUCAACAAGCUUCGAAAGGACAUAAUAACUCUUGAACAGAAGGUGGUGAAUCUUACAAGACUCAGGAGAUCCUCUUUCUCAUCAACCUAUUCAAAACCACAAAGUCAACCAAUACUGGCUGAUAAUCUACUAUACGACAUGGACAGCACGACCGAUCCUUCAUCUUCGGAUUCAGAUGGUUCUCCAAAGACCCGAAAGCAAGCUCUGGCCUUGAAUGUGGAAACAAUCUUGGUUCACACAAUUGAGAAAACUUCAGAGGGAGAAGAAGUAAAAUGUAGCCAGGUUAAGAGCCCCACUUUUGCAGAGCAGAAUCACAGGCCACGGGCAAGCAGUCCUCUGAAAGAGAUAAUGUCCAAUCAGAUGCCCAACUCUGGUCCACCCGUGAAACCAAAGCGUACAACGAAUGCCGGUGGAGAAAACCGACGCCAGAGGCCACCUGUCAAGUCCAAGGAAGUAGCUGUGAUUAAGAGAUGGGUUUAG
Messenger RNA from Striga hermonthica, 1326 nucleotides. Lineage: Eukaryota; Viridiplantae; Streptophyta; Magnoliopsida; Lamiales; Orobanchaceae. The record is from the annotation of a GenBank genome assembly.